GUUUUUAUAGCACUGUAUGCAUUUAUCAAAGGCUUUGAUUAUUGUCGGCCAAUUGUGGUAGUUGAUGGAAGCCACUUAAAAACACCAUACAAUGGAACAUUUGUCUCGGCAAGCACAUUAGACGGUGCAGGUAUGUCAAAAAAAUACAUAUUAAUUUAUUACCUCAAUAUAUAUUUUAUCUGUUUUAGACAAAUACAAAAUGUAUUUUAUUAUUUUUUUUUCUUCUUAACUGUAUCUCCAGGCAACAUACUUCCCUUAGCAUAUGGUGUGAUUGAUUCUGAGAAUGACACAUCAUGGACGUGGUUUUUUGAGCGUUUCAGAGAAACAUAUGGAAUUAGAGAGAAUAUGUGUAUCGUAUCAGAUAGGCAUGAAAGUAUAAACAAGGCUGUUUGUAGAAUUUAUCCAGAAGUUGCACAUUAUGCAUGUAUUUGGCAUCUGUGGGGUAAUGUAUGUAAAAAAUACAAGAAGAGCCAUGAUGUGCUGAGUCCUAUUUUUUAUUCCAUGGCAAAGGCAUACACGCAGGAUGAUUUCGAUGAGUUGAUGGGGAAGGUUCAAAAGGUAGAUAUGCGCGUGGCAGAGUAUUUGGAAUCGGCUGGUAGAGACAAGUGGGCUAGAUUGUAUGCAUCUGUUAACCGAGGGUGGACAAUGACUUCUAACAUAGCAGAGUGCAUUAACCGACAUCUUCUAGCAAACUAGAGAACUGCUUAUAUAUGACUUUCUCAAAGAAGUUAGAAGGAUGUUUGGGAGAUGGAAUUACAAUAACCGGAGAAAUGGAACAUACACGUUCACUACACUCGGUAAAAAGUUUCAGGAGAUGCUAUCAAUCAACGAGUAUCUAUGUCUACGAAUGACGGUAGAACCGUCAACCGAAUUCGUGUACACAGUACAUGAUGGAGGAAGGCGAUUCAUUCUUAAUUUGAAUAGCAAAACUUGCAGUUGUUGUAUGUUUCAACUAGAUGAAAUCCCCUGCCCGCAUGCAUGGGCUGUCAUUAAAAAGAAAAAUCUGGUUGCUGAUGAUUAUUGCUCUGAUUUGUUCAAACCGGAGACCGUGUUGAAGACAUAUGAUGUACCUGUGGAUCCUCUACCCGACGAGCGUGAAUGGAACAUUCCCAAAAACAUCUUGGAGGAUGUGGUUUUGCCACCAAGAUACAAGAGACCGCCUGGUAGGCCAAAGAAGAGGCGUGAUAAGCCUUUAAGUGAAUUGUUGUUUGGAAAGAGCAGACAUGCUUGCAGUACUUGUGGACAACUUGGGCACAACAGACGUUCAUGUAGUUUUGAGCCUCUAAGGAAGUGAAUUUUUCUUGUGUUCCUAUCCAUUUAACUUUAUUAGCGAAGAUAGAUUGGUUAUUUAAGUAUUUGAACACUUGUGUCAAAAACUUCUAUUGACACAUGUUGUAGUAUUAUAGAAAUUUUUGCUAUGAAAUGAA
This is a messenger RNA of Lycium ferocissimum, 1427 nucleotides long. RefSeq lists its product as uncharacterized. The coding region runs from base 737 to 1294 and encodes 185 amino acids. The transcript has 2 exons. The record is from RefSeq and is a predicted model, not a curated record. NCBI's taxonomy places the organism in Eukaryota, Viridiplantae, Streptophyta, Magnoliopsida, Solanales, Solanaceae. Gene Ontology annotation, molecular function: zinc ion binding; nucleic acid binding.